AUGAAUAUUGAGUGGGACUUUCCAGAUGCACCAUUCACCAGCGCUCCGUUUGCUGGUAUUGAUCAGGUCUACGACCCGCCAUAUUACGAGUUCUGGUCAAAGGACAGCCUAGCAACAAUCCGUGGUAGUUGCUCUUGGUUGUUCGGCUACACUGAGCGGAACGGGCCUUAUGAUGCAGUGAUGUCCUUCUCGCAAGGAGGAACUCUUGUUGCAAGUGCCCUGCUUCUGCAUGAAGCAGAGACAUCUCGCCUGCCACAACCAUUCAAGGCAGCCAUUUUCUUCGGCGGGGGCCCGCCCCUGACGGUGAUGGACAGUCUCGGUUUUGAUAUCGCUGAGGACUCCUAG
Messenger RNA from Aspergillus terreus NIH2624, 345 nucleotides. RefSeq lists its product as uncharacterized. The transcript has a single exon. Lineage: Eukaryota; Fungi; Ascomycota; Eurotiomycetes; Eurotiales; Aspergillaceae. Gene Ontology annotation, cellular component: nucleus; cytoplasm. The record is from RefSeq and is a predicted model, not a curated record. Bases 1 to 345 code for a protein of 114 amino acids.